Messenger RNA from Meloidogyne enterolobii, 486 nucleotides. The record is from the annotation of a GenBank genome assembly. NCBI's taxonomy places the organism in Eukaryota, Metazoa, Nematoda, Chromadorea, Rhabditida, Meloidogynidae.
AUGAACUUGAAAAAAUAUGAAAUUCUUCUUUUUAUUUGCAUACUACACGAAUUAUCUGAAUGCAUGAACGAGGAUAAUUUUGGAAAUACAAGUAAACACGAAGGAAAACUUUCUAAACGUAUGGGAUUUUUAAAAGCUAAAAGUUUUGAGGAAAGGAAAAAGCUUAAGAAGGCUUGUCAGGAGCUAUUAAACAUUCGAAAUGAAGGCCUUAACAAAGGUACCGUUAUAGAAGGUAAGAAAAAGCGAACGUUUCAUUACCAAUUUAAUCCUGGAGAGGAUCUUACAUUUGAUCAAUUAUUUCCUGAUGAGAAAGAUGGACAGUACCUUCUUGAAGAGCAAAAAAAGCGAACGACUCUUGAUCAAUUAAAACUUGGAACGGAUACUCCAUUCGAGACAUUAUUUCUCGAUGAAAAGCAUGGGCAGCAUUUUCUUGAAGGCUACGAUCGCAAACAAGCAAAUGAUCAAAAAUCUAAAAAUAAAGAAUAG